AUGGGCGGUCCGGCCUUCGAUCUCCUCGCCAACCCGCUGGGAGCGGUGCGCGUCCUUUUCGAUCGCGAGGUCCACCGGCUCCUCAGCGCCGCACAAAGCGGCGGAGGCGGCGGCGAUGGCGGGGGCGCGCAGGAGGCGAUAAAGCGACAGCUGGCGGAAGGGGACUGGGGAGUUCGCACGCUCGUCGACGAAUUCCUGUUUCGCGAUGGGAACAUAGAUAAGGUGCCGGAGACUAAUUCAGUGGGCAUGGAUCACGUGCCUGUGGGCUCGCUAGUCAGAUUCCGAGGCAUGGUGCCGGGGGAGCAGCCAUGGGCGCGGGCUCUCAGGGACGGGGGGAGGGAGGGGAGGGGGAACUGGGGGAGAGGGGAGGGGGGAAGCGGAGCGGAGGAGGGCAGUGGGGCGGAGCAGAGGGGCAGAGAGGAGGGGGACGCUGAAGCUAUGUUUUCUGAUGCUCUGGACUGCAAUGUUCAUGCCAUUGAAUGCACUCGUUUGCCAAACAGCACUAAACGAGUGCAGUAG
This is a messenger RNA of Closterium sp. Naga37s-1, 519 nucleotides long. Lineage: Eukaryota; Viridiplantae; Streptophyta; Zygnematophyceae; Desmidiales; Closteriaceae. The record is from the annotation of a GenBank genome assembly.